This is a messenger RNA of Magnolia sinica, 1692 nucleotides long. RefSeq names its product polyamine oxidase 1-like. The transcript is spliced from 10 exons. The record is from RefSeq and is a predicted model, not a curated record. Lineage: Eukaryota; Viridiplantae; Streptophyta; Magnoliopsida; Magnoliales; Magnoliaceae. Gene Ontology annotation, molecular function: oxidoreductase activity. The coding region runs from base 26 to 1507 and encodes 493 amino acids.
GAAGGCAGACAGAAAAUACAAAGCAAUGGCACUGGGGAGGGUAAAGAAGACGAUGGCUGUGGCCGUAGCUGUGGUCGUGGUUCUAGCCGUCCAUUUCACCCGAACCAUGGCUCUGGAUCCAACCGUUAUUGUGAUUGGAGCCGGAAUGUCCGGGAUAUCGGCGGCGAAGAUGCUAUCGGAUGCUGGAAUAAAGAACUUGUUAAUACUAGAAGCGACGGACAGGAUCGGUGGCCGCAUUCACAAAACCAACUUCUCCGGGCUAUCGGUGGAGAUGGGAGCCAACUGGGUGGAGGGAGUCAAUGGCCCACAAGUGAAUCCUAUAUGGCCAAUGGUGAACAAGCUCAAGCUAAAAACAUUCUUCUCCAACUACGACAAUCUCUCCUCUAACACUUACCAACAAACCGGCGGACUUUACAAGGAGUCAUUUGCAAAGGCGGCUUUCGAUAUGGCCGACAAGCUCUCGGAAUUCAGCACCAACGUUUCAACUUCCCUCACUGCCUCACGGCUGGAAGAUAUCUCCAUAUUGGCAUCUCAAAGACUCAUGAACAUGGUCCCUUCGACGCCGAUUGAGAUGGCGCUCGACUACUAUAACUACGACUAUGAGUUUGCCGAGCCACCACGAGUGACGAGUUUGCAGAACACCGAGCCAUUGCCUACGUUCACCAACUUCGGUGAGGAUGUCUACUUUGUAGCAGACCCAAGGGGCUAUGAAAGUGUGGUGUAUGACAUAGCCAAACAGUUCCUGGCCACCAACUCGGCUGGGAAGAUUACUGAUCAACGUCUCAAACUCAACAAGGUGGUGAUGGAGAUACGCUACUCGCCGAGUGGGGUGAUUGUUAAAACGGAGGACGGUUCGAUCUACAGAGGAGGGUAUGCGAUGGUCUCUGCCAGCGUUGGCGUCCUUCAAACCAAUCUCAUCAACUUCCAGCCCGAUUUACCGCGCUGGAAAAUCCUGGCCAUUUACCAGUUUGACAUGGCCAUAUAUACCAAGAUAUUCUUAAAAUUCCCAUACAAGUUCUGGCCCACCGGCAACGGUACGGAAUUCUUCCUGUACGCCCACGAAACGCGCGGUUAUUAUCCGAUUUGGCAGCAACUGGAGAGGGCAUACCCCGGAUCAAAUGCCCUUCUAGUAACAGUGACAGAUGACGAAUCAAGACGGAUAGAGCAGCAACCUGAUUCUGAGACAAAGGCAGAAAUCAUGGAGGUUUUGAGGAGCAUGUUUGGUAAGAAUAUCCCAGAUGCCACCGACAUACUCAUCCCAAGAUGGUGGUCUAACCGUUUCUACAAGGGGACUUUCUCGAAUUGGCCAAUAGGAGUUAGUCGGUAUGAGUAUGAUCAGAUCAGGGCACCAGUCGGACGGGUUUAUUUCACUGGGGAACACACCAGUGAGCAUUAUAAUGGCUACGUUCAUGGGGCCUACCUUGCAGGUAUUGAUUCUGCGAAUAUGAUGAUUGGCUGCAUCAAGAAAAAGAUAUGCAAAUUCCAGAUAAUGCCUAAGGGUACUUGAAUCCCACGGUUCCCCGAGCACGUAAGGCAAUGGCAGGUAUUAGAUGGCUAAGAUCUUGUGAAAAUGAGAUACAGCUUCUUCAUGUUUUGGAGGAACGCAUUUCAUCCGUCAGCUUAUUGUGGCAUGUUGGAUUUUGAGUGGACGAGAUGUUUUUUGCAUGUAUAUUUGCCUAUGUGUCGUCUGUG